Messenger RNA from Ceratitis capitata (Mediterranean fruit fly), 1241 nucleotides. RefSeq names its product zinc finger protein 239. The record is from RefSeq and is a predicted model, not a curated record. NCBI's taxonomy places the organism in Eukaryota, Metazoa, Arthropoda, Insecta, Diptera, Tephritidae. Gene Ontology annotation, molecular function: chromatin insulator sequence binding. Bases 312 to 1163 code for a protein of 283 amino acids. Gene Ontology annotation, biological process: regulation of transcription by RNA polymerase II. The transcript has 3 exons. Gene Ontology annotation, cellular component: chromosome.
UUGCGAGUUCAUUUUCCUUGAAAAAUAUUGAAGCUGUCAGAUUUCGACUGUGUUUUUAAUACGAAAAAAAUUGCGGCUUUUAUUGUAUUGGGCCAGCAAAUUUUCUUAUUUUGUUUGGCAAAUAUUGUGAGCGCAUUAGAAUAUUUAUUCUUCUAGAAUAAAGUCUUAUAAACAUUCAUAUCUAUGUGGUCAGUGGAAUAGUUUUAUACGAUUGCUUUGUAGUGUAUGGUGCAUAUUAAUAUUUUCAUCACGACAGAAAGGUUAACAUGCGUUCGCUACAUAUUUAAGAAAAGAAGUAAAUAGUUUGUUCUAUGUCCACAAUAAUUUGUAAUAUGUCUGCACCAGAUGAAUUUGAAGAGCCAGCACCUACGCCUACCUAUAAUUGCAAAAGGUGCAAAAAAACCUUCUCAUGUAAAAGGGAUCAGCUGUUGCACAAAAAAGAAGUUCACUUUCAAGCAAAAUCUUCGUAUGAGUGCAAACUGUGUUCCAAAUUUUUUUGCAAUGGCGGUAAUUUGGAACGCCACAUGAAAGUUCAUAACGAUGUUCGACCAUUUGUAUGCCAUAUUUGCGAAAAGGCUUUCGCUCAGGCUGUUAAUCUACAACGACAUUUUUCUGUGCAUAAUGGGGAGAGACCUUAUCAAUGCAAUUUCUGUACCAAAUCUUUUACUCAACAAAGUAAUAUGCAUCGCCAUCAACUAACUCAUACCGGUGAAAAACCAUUUCGUUGUAAGCGUUGUGGUCGCUAUUUUUCUCAGCGCGUAAAUCUUAAAAAGCACAUAAUGGGUCAUUUAAAUGCAAAACCUUAUGCCUGUACAAUUUGUCAAAAAUCUUUCAUACAACUUAGUAAUUUCAAAAAGCAUUUGCAAUCUCAUGUAAAAGAAGGGGUUGAUGUAGAUAUUGCAGCUACUGUUGCCGCUGCCACAGCUGCAGCGCGCCAAAGUAUGGAAUUGGCAACUCAACCAGUAGCAUUCGAAUGCGCAAUUUGCCGAAGUAUUUACGAUAACUUUGCUGAUUUUGAAAUGCAUGAAAGCGCGUGUACUGGUGCUGUACAACCGAAGGUGGAAGCUCUGGAUACGAAUACCUCUGUUGACAUGUAUUCUCCAAUGAAGUUUGAGGUUUCUCACUUGGACACUCAUGAAAUAAUUAUUGAGACCACCCGAUAAAUUUACUGAGAAAAAUCAUAAUUUAAUGAAUUUUGUCAAAUAAAAUCAAAUUAAUCUUAAAAUAAAAGUAAAAUAAUA